Molecule: messenger RNA, 857 nt
Organism: Geodia barretti
Lineage: Eukaryota; Metazoa; Porifera; Demospongiae; Tetractinellida; Geodiidae
Source: the annotation of a GenBank genome assembly
UGCCAGUCCAUUUCAAAAGCGACAGUGGAGUCUUCUGGUCAGAACAACCUUUUUAGGUCCCAUGCAUCUUCGUGUGUUCUGUGUUGAAAGAAACUGUGAUUCUGCUACUUCUAUGCACAGUUCUGUUAAUAUUCAUUCACACAGCGUGCAAGUUAUGAACCCGAAUAAAACGGCUAUGUAUACCAUUGACCCCUCAUCACUCAGUGAAAUAGAUCAAAGAAAUAGCAGGGGGACUCCCAGUGUAUUAACUUUCAGUAUGACCACCUUGAAAUGUUAGUGUGUGUGUGUGUGGUGUCGAUUUUUGGUACCGACUACAAUAUACUCCAUGGACAGUUUAUGUUCGAUGAGCAAAUACGUUUGUAUGCAGAUACCCGUGUCCGCAGUGGUAAGUGGGGGCUGGAGCAGGUAGAGGAGGGUAAGGAGAGAGAGGGGAAGGAGGAAGGAGGAGCGAGUGGAGAGAUGGUGAAACACAAGAGUACGUGGGACAGACAGAGGGAGAAUGCAAAGUUGCUGGAUCUGGAGAGUCCUGUCGACGCUCGCAGGGAGGUGUCUGUAGAUGAGACGGAGGACGAGAGAGAUCUGAAGACUUCCAUCGCCCACAGAGAGAAACAGGGCUCCAGGACCGACUCCUACAUCAACUAUAGAAUAGUCACCGAGGCAAUACGACCCAUCCACCUGUACGAAGAGUCCAGCUAUGAGGUGUGGCGGAGGUAUAGGGACUUUGAGUGGCUGAGGGCCCAGGUUGAGAGGUCUCAUCCCACUCUCAUACUCCCAGUGAGCCACUCUGUUGCACGCUGAAAGAAUGGGGGAAUUCCAAAUAUGUACAUAGACUAAUAUUAUUAUUACUGCGAGGUAGA